Molecule: messenger RNA, 1466 nt
Organism: Stegastes partitus (bicolor damselfish)
Lineage: Eukaryota; Metazoa; Chordata; Actinopteri; Pomacentridae
Gene: coq3
Product: coenzyme Q3 methyltransferase
Exons: 6
Coding region: 54-1088 (344 amino acids)
Biological process (GO): ubiquinone biosynthetic process
Cellular component (GO): mitochondrion
Molecular function (GO): 3-demethylubiquinol 3-O-methyltransferase activity; polyprenyldihydroxybenzoate methyltransferase activity
Source: RefSeq, a predicted model, not a curated record
ACUAAUGUGUUGUUGUGAGCAGUAUUGCAGUAGCUAGUUGUUAAACAGUGUAUAUGUACUCCAACAAGUUUAGUCGCCUUAUGUUAGGGCUGUGCUGCCGUAAAUCGUCCGCUGUCUGCGGUGUGGUCCGGAGCGGCUUUAGCUGGACUACCGUAUGUCAACAGCGGACACUGUGGCUGCAGAGGAACGACUUUCUGGAGAUGGAGAAACACACCGUGCUCCGUCAGACCGGGUUAGCCAAACCACCUGGUGCUCGGUCAGUCUCUCAAACUACAGUGGACCCCAGUGAGCUGAGGAGGUUCCAGUCACUGGCCAGCAAGUGGUGGGAUGAACAGGGAGAAUUUGCAGCUCUUCAUGCUAUGAAUGACCUGAGGGUGCCUUUUAUACGGGAUAACCUGCUGAAUGUGCACAGAGCACGUCAUCCUGGGAAACCACUGGCAGGACUGAGAAUCCUGGAUGUGGGCUGUGGAGGAGGCCUGCUUACGGAGCCACUGGGUCGCCUUGGCGCUACAGUGUUGGGUAUAGAUCCAGUAGAAAACAGCAUCGGCACCGCCCAGCUGCACUCCUCCUACGACCCGGACCUCCGUGACCAGGUGUCCUACCAGGCCUGCACCCUGGAGGAGCUGUCAGCAGAAGAGGAGGGAGGAGAGCAAGAGCAGGGAGCGGCCCAGUUCGACGCUGUUGUUGCGUCGGAGGUUGUGGAACAUCUGGCCGACCUGGAAACGUUUGCUUUCUGCUGCAGCAAUGUGCUGAAGCCAGGCGGCUCACUCUUCAUCACAACGAUAAAUAAAACCAACCUGUCAUAUGCGCUGGGUAUCAUCGUAGCCGAGCAGAUCCUACGCAUCGUUCCCAAUGGGACUCACGACUGGGAAAAGUUCAUCAGUCCAGAAGAGCUGGAGCGCCUCCUGGAGUCCAAUGGUUUCUCAGUGCAGUCUGUCCAGGGAAUGCUGUACAACCCACUGUCGGGAGCCUGGAGCUGGACUAACAGCACUGCCAUCAACUAUGCCCUCCACGCAGUCAGACUGAAAGAUGCAGCCGAGGACAGCAGCCCCCACCCGGAGGACCACGCUGCAGCCGCACACAGCUGAGCCAGUCCACUGGAGAGCAAGUCAGAAAAUGAAAAUAAUGAUUCAGAUUCAUGGAGCUCUGACGUCCCCUCGGCCAGCAGCUGUGAUGCAACACGAGACGGGGUUUAUUCGAGGGAAGGGACAAACAACCUCGAGAUCGAAUUAGAGAUGUGCCGUCGUCGCUGAGCCACACUCACAAUACGAUUGCACUAUGAUGUUGGAGAGUUUAAUAAAUGCUUAAUGUUUGAUAAGCUGUGCAAGGCAACUGUACAUCUCUAAUUCUGUCUUUCAGCAGCAGAGAAUCAAACAGCUGCAGAGAUGAGCAAAUAUUGUUCUGCAUCAGCUUGGUAUUGUAUGCUUUUGCAGGUUGCCAUUAAAUCUGACCUUUCAUCAGUGAAA